Cygnus olor (mute swan) is the source of this 2236-nucleotide messenger RNA. Its product is annotated as zinc finger CCCH domain-containing protein 11A-like. Gene Ontology annotation, molecular function: metal ion binding. The record is from RefSeq and is a predicted model, not a curated record. NCBI's taxonomy places the organism in Eukaryota, Metazoa, Chordata, Aves, Anseriformes, Anatidae.
CUGGAAGUCUUUGAAGAUCGAUAACUUUGCUGAGGUUGUCCAGGUGGGUGAACUCGAAGACCCACAGUGACUGGAACAUGCUAUUUAAUGCGUCAUACUGCGUUCUGUAGAAGUUAUUUGUAGCCAUAGUUGAUCAUUGCCUUGCAUGUAUGAGCAGGUGGUUUUUUAAGAAGUGACUCCAUUUUCAGGCUUCCAGGUGUGCUCCAAGUCAUAUUAUUGAGGACGUGGAAGAGAACACUUGCUGACAAAGCUCCUGGCAGCUUUACAGAACUUUAAUUUAAUAUUGUGUUAGUUCAUGUAACAGCUGAUUUCAAGGCAUUGCUCUCCUCAAGAGACUAAUUUGAUGAACAGAAGAAAGCUGGAAAAAUGCUUGUUACUCAUUAUUUUUCACUUGUUGGUACUUUCUUUAGGGUUACUUUUAAAAAGAAGAUUUCACUGAUCACAAGUCAGUAGAAGACUUUCAGCCCAAGCAAGGGUGAAGACAGCUCUCUCCAAGAGCAGAGGAAGUCCCUGUGGAGAGAACCCGAGCUUGUUAUCAGAACUUGUCGGCAUGUCUAAACAAGGAGACGAUUGCUACUUCUAUUUCUAUUCUACCUGUACCAAGGGAGACAACUGUUCCUUCCGCCACUGCGAAGCUGCUCUGGGGAACGAGACGGUCUGCACGCUGUGGCAGGAGGGUCGUUGUUUCAGGAAUGUCUGCCGAUUCAGACACAUGGAAAUUGAUAAAAAGCGCAGUGAGAUUCCCUGCUACUGGGAGAACCAGCCAGUAGGCUGUCAGAAAGCCAACUGUGCUUUUCAUCACACAAAGGGACGUUACAUCGAUGGAGUCUUCUUACCACCAAGCAAGACUACACUGCCAAGUCCGCCUGAGUCCGCGGACGAUGAUUUGAAAGUGGCUCAGAUGUCACUGCAGCAAAACAAACUUUCUGUCCAGUCCAAUCCCUCUCCAUAGCUAAGGGGGGUGAUGAAAGUGGAAAACUCUGAAAACGUCCCAAGCCCUACACACCCUCCAGUUGUAAUCAGUGCUGCAGAUGAUGAUGAAGAUGAUGAUGACCAGCUUUCUGAGGAAGGAGAAGAAACUAAAACUCCCAUCCAGCAACCAGCUGAGGAAGGCCAAAAUGGAUUACGGAUGAUUUCCACUCGGAAAGCCAGUGCUACUACUGCUAAACAAGAGGACGGUCCGAAUUUUGGAAUAAAAACACUUGAAGAAAUCAAAUGGCAGAAAAUGAAGGAAAAAACUAAGAGACACGGUGAAGGUCCUUCAAGAUCUUCUCUUCCUCCCGUCAAUUCUAUGAUUUUUCCUGCUCCGGUAAAGGAAAAUGUCCGGACAGUGGUGAGAACUGUGACACUGUCUACAGAGAAAGGGGAGGAACCUGUGAUUCAACUAGAUCUUGCUGAGAAACAAGGAAAACGGAAAGCCUCCGUGGCUGAUGUAAGCGCCCUUCCAGUGAAGCGCAGCCUUGCUGAAAGGCUGGGGAAGAAGGUGGAGGUUCCGGGAAAUGCUGACAAAGCACCGAAGAGAGUUCAAGUUCCCAAGUCUGUGAAGGAGAGACUAGGAUUACCUUUUCAACAGACUAGUACUGCGAAAGGGAAGGCUGCUAAGCCAAAGGGAGAGAUCCAUGUGAAAACACUGGAGGAAAUCCGUCGUGAGAGCGCUCUUCAGAGACGAGAAACUCAAGCCAAAGCCCAGGCUGAAUGGCAUGGUAAAACCGAAGAUCCCAGCGCAGGGGCAAAAAUUCAGGGUGAGCCCAAGAAGCAGAGUGUGCUCACUCUGUCCGGGCCCAGCAAAGUGCAGUCGAAGGAGCCGGCAGGUAAAGUCAAGCCAGAAGGAGAAGUGCGUGUUAAAACCUUGGAAGAAAUAAAGCGCGAGAAAGCUCUGCGGAUGCAGCAGAGUGGAGGAAAUGUGCCAGCUCCCCCAGCACAACCUGGACCUGCCCCAGCAGGGCAGAAAUGGUUAUGGAACACAAAGCUAACAGCACCUGAAAAAGAAGAAAAGAAGACAGUGGAAUUGAACCGGCCUUUUCCAAAACUUUACUCUGUACCUGAUGUACAGCCCACUCAGCAGAGUGCAACUCGUACUAAAUUUCAAGUGAAGAGCAUCGACGAGAGACUGUGGGAGAAGUGGCAACUGAGAGAACAACAAGAGAAGCUUCGGAAGGAGGCAGCUGCCGUCCCAUCUACUGCUGGGAAAGAGGCAGCUCAAUUUCAGGAACAGGAAGCUAAAAGUAAGUGUUGA